Lepus europaeus (European hare) is the source of this 1989-nucleotide messenger RNA. Its product is annotated as EGF-like and EMI domain-containing protein 1. The coding region runs from base 1 to 1989 and encodes 662 amino acids. The transcript has 16 exons. NCBI's taxonomy places the organism in Eukaryota, Metazoa, Chordata, Mammalia, Lagomorpha, Leporidae. Gene Ontology annotation, molecular function: calcium ion binding; protein binding. The record is from RefSeq and is a predicted model, not a curated record.
AUGACUUUGCGUCUGUGGCCCUGGUGCUUCUGCGCUUGGGUGGCCGCCGGCUGGCCGCCGGGAAGCAGCCUUCAGCUCCGCCCGGGCAUGCCAAAUGUUUGUGAGGAACAGCAACUGACCAUGGUGGGACUUCCAUAUCCCUGUGUGCAGGCAUUCACGCACACCAUCAAGCUCUGGAAACAGCGUUGUGCUGGCCCAAGAUGGUGUGUGGGUUAUGAAAGAAGGACCCGGUACUAUACCACCUACAGACAGGUGUACAGCAUGGAGCAGCGGACAGUCUACAGAUGCUGUCCUGGUUGGAGACAGUGGGAUAGCGAACCGGGCUGCCUGCACUCUAGCUCUGCAGCCGGAACUCCCUUCAAUGGAAGGAAAUGCCUCGAUGGUGAAACCAAGCAGAGCCAGUGUUCAGAGGGAUUUCAUGGACCCCACUGUCAAUACGAUAUAAAUGAAUGUGCCAUUGACAAUGGUGGCUGUCAGGACCAAUGCUGGAAUACCAUUGGCAGUUAUUACUGUAAAUGUCAAGCUGGCCAGACGCUGGAGGAAGAUGGCAAAGGAUGUGAAGAUGUCGAUGAAUGUGCCGUGGUGAAUGGAGGCUGCCAGCAGCGCUGUAUUAACACUCUGGGCACCUUCCACUGUGAAUGUGAUACAGGAUACAGACUCCAUGCUGACGAACGCACCUGCAUAAAGAUGGACCCCUGCACAGGUGGGAAUGGAUGUGCUCACAUAUGUCAGAGUGAGAAUGGCGUGGCCAGGUGUGCCUGCCACCCAGGGCACCAGCUGUCUGAAAACAAAAAGUCCUGUGAAGAUAUAAACGAGUGUGCGGAAGGGCUUGCUCAAUGUGGCCAUCGCUGUGUGAACUCACUGGGAUCUUUCACUUGUGCCUGCCACCCUGGCUUUGAGCUGGGAGCUGAUGGAAGACAGUGUUAUAGGAUUGAAUUGGAAAUUGUCAAUAGCUGUGAAAAGAACAAUGGUGGUUGUUCUCAUCACUGUGAACAUGCUAUUGGUGGACCCCGUUGUUCCUGUAACCAUGGACACCAGCUUGAUGAGGAUGAGAAAACAUGCAUAGACCUUGACGAAUGCCAGAAUGGAGAGGCCUGCUGCGCUCAGUUCUGCGUCAACUAUUUAGGGGGCUAUGAAUGCAGUUGCCAGGAAGGCUUUCGGAUCACUUCUGACGGUUGUGGAUGUGAAGCUUUGGGUGAUGAUGAGCUGGAGGAAAAGGGAGAGGAAGUAGAAGUUGUGAGAUUUCCAGGCCUUCUAUUCAAAAAGCCGCUUCAAUUGCUUCAUCAUGUGACCACCUCUCAGACACCCACUUAUGAAGAUGAAGAUGAGGAAGAAGAGGAAAAAGAGAGCCAAGGAGAACUUAUAGCUGUGAACAAAGUAGCUUGUACCCCCGGGACCAAUGGGAAGGAAUGUGGCAGCAUCUGCAGUUGUCAGAAUGGAGGCAGCUGUGAUCUUCUCACUGGGCAGUGCCAGUGCCCCUCAGGGGUUCAUGGGAAAACCUGUGAAGAUGGAUGUCCAGUGGGGUUUUUUGGGAAGAAUUGCAAAAGGAAAUGUCACUGUGCUAACAACGGCCCUUGCCACAGGAUAUAUGGAGCCUGUUUGUGUGAGCCAGGGCGCUACGGGAAGUUUUGUCACCUGAACUGUCCCAAGGGGGCCUUCGGAGCUGGCUGCUCUUCAGAAUGUCAGUGUGUAGAGGAGAACACCCUGGAAUGCAGUGCCAAAAAUGGUAGUUGCACCUGCAAACCUGGUUACCAAGGCAACAGAUGCCAGAAAGCUGCUGAAUCUGCUUUAUUGGAAAAUGCUUCUGGGAUUCCCACUGUGAAAGAAAAUGAGUUGAAAGUAUAUCCUAUCUUGAUGGUCUCUGGGGGACCUGAAUGUAGAUUCCUCUGUGUCACCUGUGAGAGUGGAGGUCAGUGCAACAUAAAAACUGGAAACUGUGCCUGUGCUCCUGGUUAUACAGGAAAAUCCUGCACUAUUCAUAAGUCAUAA